GGUGUCGACAAAUACUCGUUUCGACGCAGUCGCACUGUCGCAGUGUAUAGUCUGAUAGUAGUUUGUUAGAAGUGGUGGUGUGUUUAAAAAAAAAAAAAAAACAGUAUUCUAAAAGCAUGGAUUUUCCACUGAAAUCGUCGAAAUGCGAUUGAAAAUGGUAUCGACGCGCGUUCAGUACUGAGAGUGUGCGUUUUUGGUUUUUGUCAGGUCCGCGGGCUUUGAAAACCGUACCGUGUGCGCGGUAGCGUGAGUGUUUCCUUUGUGGACUUCGUACACCGACUACAUCGUGUACGGCAUCAUGUCCUCUCUGAAACAAGUAAUGCAAGUGAUCGGUUCGCACCAUAUUUCCAAUCAGUUACUGGAUUCCGAUUGCGACAAGUCCGGCGGUCUAAUUUCCAACGGCGAGUAUGCGUGGUUUGCUGCCGGGGCAAACAUCAUACUUUAUUCGAAGCAGCUUGGGUCUAUUGUUUCGUCUCGGUCGUUUGCCGCAAAUCAAAAGGACAAGUCGUUGACGAUUACCUUUGUUCAAGAAUUACAAAAGAGCGAAGAAAGAACCAACUUACUUUUGGUCGCAUGUUCUUUUAAAUCUUAUGGGAUAUUAUUUAUAUGUCAAUUGCCAACAUUAACUACAAUUCGUUGUAUUCAUAUACCAAAUCCAAUAUCCUACAUUUCUACUAUAAAAAAUGAAACUCUCGCCCAAGAUCAACUUUGUGAUGAAUUUAAAGUGAUGUCUACUGUGUUGUUAGUUGGUAUGGCAACUGGAGCAGUUUUUGCAGUUGAUUUAAGACAGCGUCACAUUGAAAACCAAUUAAGAAGAAAUGAAAUUGUUGUAAAUGAAUUAAGGCCUAGUAAAUUAUUCAUUAUAAGAAAAAAUGAGGAUUGCCAAGAAGUCAAAGAAAUGAGUGAUGACAGUGAUUGUCAUUUAGCAAUGUUUUUAAAUGAAAAUUUCUGUAUCUAUUGUAAAAAACAAUACAGUGGUAAAUUAAACUUUAACAUAUCAAGUUUGUUAUAUAAUGAAGAAAUCAAUACGGUUGCCAUUGGAUAUUCUACAGGUCACUUUCAACUAUGGGACUGUAAAAUGAUGCGGACAAUAUAUUUAUUAAAAGAGCCUAAAUGUGUUAUGCCAGUAACCCAUAUUACAUUUCUUGAACCAUCUGAUGAUCCAAAUAAUCUAUGUUAUCUUUGGGUUAUUCAAUCAGAUAAUUCUAGACUUCCAAAUGCUAUGAUGAUUGCUUUAACAUAUGAACAGAGAACUAUGAUGUCAAAUGGCCGUUUGUCAUAUAGAGUGUUCAAAGGAAAUGGUAUAAAAUUAGAAAUGUCAUUACGAAGAGAAACUGGAAUUGGUCGAUGUAUAUCUGCAGCUAGUUUAUGUAAUGUGAACUUGUUCAGAAAUGAAACUGAUAUGGAUGAAGAUUGUGAAAUAAGAUUAUUUGCAAUGUUAAUGGAAAUUCGUCAAAAUGUAGAUGCCAGCCCUGAAUCUUACAUUUUUUUGUUUGAUAUUAACCAGUGGUAUAAAGCCCAGAUGCCAUCAAAUAUAAACCAUCUUAAAGUAUCAAAUUCUUAUGCUAGUUUUGUGAAAUUGCCUCAUAAUGGCAGUUAUUUGGAUUUAAAUAUUUCUGACCAAACAUUACGCCCAUUCGGUUAUAAUUUUAGAAAUAAUGUUGAAGAACUCUAUUAUCCAUCCUCAAUAUAUUUUGAAUGUGAUUGUUUACUGGACACUGAAAUUAUAAGAUUUAAACAUGCUGGCGUUCAACAAGAAAUUUUGGAUCAAUUGCUUUUAAAAAAUUGGAGGUUGUUAAUAAAUCCUAGUUUAAUAUUUAGCCAAUGUUUACAAACAAAUUUAAGACCAUUUUUUUGGGAUAAAACAGAUGAUUACGUUAACUAUAGUUUGCCCGAUAAAAGAAGUUUUGUUAUAUCAAUUAUAGUGGAAAAUAAAAUUAUGUCAGUUCUUAGUGCAUGUGCUGAAGAAUGGAAAAAUGGAACAUAUGUGUCUAGCGAAGCAACAAUUUUACAUUUAGUUCAAUGUCUUUGGAAGCAUGUCAUGGUUGUUAAACAAUAUGCAGAUAAAUUAUGUGUUCCUUUAUUUGACUAUUCUGGUACACAGCUGGGUAGAAAAAAUGAAAGGAUAUUAAAUCAUUGCUUAUCUCAAAUGUUGUGUGUUAAACAUUUCCUAGAAGAUUUGCAUAAUGCAUAUGGUAUUCAUAUAAUAAAUGUUGAUUAUUCGUAUCGUGUUUAUACACUAAAUUUGGUUACUCAAUAUUUUAAAGCUGUUACAUGUUUUCUUGGCUAUGGACUUUUACCAGAAUCUAUUGAAGAAGACCCUACUCAGAAAUUCAUACAAUGUGAUUUUUCUUCUCUUAUCCAGUAUGCAAUUAAACGUCGAAUGGAAUUUGGAGAUUUGCCAUUAUAUCUUAUUGACGCUUUUGUGACUAAUGAACCUAAAGGGAAUAAAUUAAUCGAACAGUGGCAACAUGAAGGUGGCGAAGCUACUAAAGGAUUAUAUCCACCUUCUAAUGUCCAAUGUCUAUUAAGAAUCUAUUUGAAUGCUGCACUCUCUAAUCAAGUCAAAGAUUUUAUUACAAUUUAUUUUUUGAUUGACGUCUGUUCAUCGCAAGAGGUGAAUGUAACAACCGCAAAUCGUAUGUGUAAUUUUGCCAUUGAAUUUGAUAUAGAAAAUAAAGGGUUGAAUACUCUUUGUCGUGCUAGCUGGUUAUUAGAUCAUGACAUGUUUGAAGAAGCUAUGGAUAUUCUAGCCAGUAAUAAUGAAUGGAUGGUUAAUGAUAAAUCUUGGGAUUGGUAUCACUGGACUGUGUUAAAAUUGCUUGUAUUUAGAAAACAAUAUUUUUGGGCACGGUUUUACUUCCAACUUACUAAAAUUAAUUUAAUCAACAUUGAAGAUCAUAAGUUUUAUAUUAACUUACAAAUAAUGAAUAACCAAUGUUUCGAUACUUUGAUUUAUUUACGAGCAAGACCAUUUAAAGAAAAACAAACUCUGUUUGAAUACUUCUUUGAUCGAUGUAGAGAAACAAAAAAAUUAAAAUGUUUGAUAGAGUAUCUCUGGGAAAUGGAGGAAGCAGAAUUAUUUUUAUCUUAUUUGAAAAAAUUUGAUGAUACUGAAACAUUAACUUUCCAACUGUUAUUUUUGUUACAGCGAGGAAGACAUAGAGAAGCUAUCAAAUUAAAUCAAACAAUGAAAGCUAGUUUAACAUCAAAUAAUAAUGAUGUAUUAAAAAUAACUAGCGUUUUAAUUGAUGGACUUGAAAAAUCUAUUCCUAAUGUUACGAGCCAAAAUUAUGGCCGUCUUACUCCUCAAAGUGUAUAUAAAAAACCAAAUGUUGUUGUAAAAUGUAUGAACAAUGAAAGCAAAAUGUUUAUAAUGGAUAGGAAUAAAACAAGUACUUUGGUUAAAAGAAAGAUUGAUUCUUCUACACCAUCAAAUUCAAUUGAUCUCUUCUUACCAGCAAAUACUAAUACAAGAAAACGGUCACCUGUAGAUGAUAUAGUUUCUAAUGAAAAACGAAGAAAAAUAGAAGAAAAUUCAUUAAAUACUCCAAUCGCUAAUAAUGAAAUUGUGAAACCAAUUGAAAAACAAGUAUUGGAAAUACUCAAUACACCACUAGUUGAAAAGACCCUAGCAUCGCCAUCUAUUUCAAGAUGCUCAUCAAUUUUGAAGACAAAAUUGGCUUUAAACAAUAAACAAAUAAUAUCGUUAGAUAUCGACAAGACGUCAAGAUCUUCAAUAAGAUUCAGUCUACCUUGUAAUGAUGACAUUACAGUUAAAAGAAUUGAUCCUGAAAAUUUGGUAAAUGUACAAGCCACUGAUAAUCCCGAAAAUGAAAGUUUUUAUAGUGUGGGUAGCAAUGAUGCCAAUGAUUUAAGAAAUCAAAUUAGCUCCGAUCAAAUACCAAUUACUUCUCAAGAAUCGCUUAAAGAUGAUUCUAAAAUGAAUAUAAGUGAUGAAUGUGAAAAAAUGGAUAUUUCUGAGGAAAAUUCUUGUUCUGAACAAAGACAAUUUGAAAUAUAUGAUGCGUUGGAGAAUGAUAUUAAAAAUAAAGAAAUGAUUUCAAGUUCAGAAAGUAAAGAAUGUAUUAUAUUGUUGUCAUCUGAUGAAGAAGAUGACAAAGAAACUCCUGUAUCUAUUAAAGAGAAUGACAAAGAAAUUCUUAUAUCUGAUGAAGAGGAUGACAAAGAAAUUCCUGUAUCUGAUGAAGAGGAUGACAAAGAAAUUCCUGUAUCUGAUGAAGAGUAUGACAAAGAAAUGUCUGUAUCUGAUGAAGAGUAUGACCAAGAAAUUCCUAUAUCUGAUGAAGAUGAAGAAGAUGACAAAGAAAUUCCUUUAUCUGAUGAAGAGUAUAACCAAGAUAUUCAUGUAUCUGAUGAAGAGGAUGACAAAGAAAUUUCAAUAUCUGAUGAAGAUGAUGAUAAUGAAACUCCUGUAUCAGCAUCAUUACCACAAAAUAUAAGUUCAUCUGUUAAAGAAGGUAUUAAACUUUCUACUCCAAAGUCUGUUUCAGUAGAUAAGAAGAAAACCUUAAAUCCACAUCGUAUAGUCUGGAAUCAUUCAGUUCUUAAUAGCAAAAGUAAUAUUGAAAAACCAGUAUUAAAAACAAAUAAAGCUAUUGAUGUGAUUUCAUUGGAUUCAGAUUCAGAUGAAAAUGAAGCUAUAUCUAAUAGUUCGUUCAGUGAAAAAUCAUCAGAUUCAUCCAGUGGUAGUAUAAUAUCCGAAGAUAGUGAUAGUGAUUUAGAAAAUACAAGAUAUGGUAGAUUUAAAUCUCAAAAAAGACAAUAUAAUGAAGAUAGUGAUGACGACGAACUUGAUGAAGAAAAUGAAGAAGAAUUUGAAGAAGAAGAAGAAGAAGAGAUAGAUAUUUCAGAACAGGAUUGUGAAGAAGAAGAAUCUGAAAGAGAAGAUGAAAAUGUUUCAGAUUCACAUGCUUCAUUACGUAAAAAAAGUGUUUUGAAAAACACUAGUGUGUACGAUUUAGAUCGACAAACUGUUAAGUUUGAUGAAAAUUAUGAAGAAGAAGAAGAAGAAAAAGAGAUCGAUAUUUCAGAACAGGAUUGUGAAGAAGAAGAAAAAGAAAUAGAUAUUUCAGGACAGGAUUGUGAAGAAGAAGAAAAGGAAAUAGAUAUUUCAGGACAAGAUUGUGAAGAAGAAGAAGAAAAAGAGAUCGAUAUUUCAGAACAGGAUUGUGAAGAAGAAGAAAAAGAAAUAGAUAUUUCAGGACAGGAUUGUGAAGAAGAAGAAAAGGAAAUAGAUAUUUCAGGACAAGAUUGUGAAGAAGAAGAAGAAAAAGAGAUCGAUAUUUCAGAACAGGAUUGUGAAGAAGAAGAAAAAGAGAUAGAUAUUUCUGGACAGGAUUGUGAAGAAGAAGAAAAAGAAAUAGAUAUUUCAGGACAGGAUUGUGAAGAAGAAGAAAAAGAAAUAGAUAUUUUAGAACAGGAUUGCGAAGAAGAAGAAGAAGAAAAAGAAAUAGAUAUUUCAGAACAAGAUUGUGAAGAAGAAGAAGAAGUAGAAUCUGAAAAAGAAGAUGAAAAUAUUUCAGAUCCACAUGAUUCAUUACGUAAAAAAAGUGUUUUGAAAAACACUAGCGUGUACGAUUUAGAUCAACAAACUGUUAAAUUUGAUGAAAAUUAUGAAGAAGAAGAAAAAAAAGAGAUGGAUAUUUCAGAACAGGAUUGUGAAGAAGAAGAAUUCGAAAGAAAAGAUGAAAAUGUUUCAGAUCCACAUGCUUCAUUACGUAAAAACAUUAUUUUGAAAAACACUCGCGUGUACGAUUUAGAUCAACAAACUGUUAAAUUUGAUGAAAAUUAUGAAAAAGAAGAUAAGGAAGAAGACGAAAAAAAUUAUUGUAUGGUAAAUUUUCCCGGAAAUAAAGUUAUUGGAUCUGAAAAUAAUGAUGAUAAUUUUGAGAAUAAUUCAGGUGUUUUGUUUAAUAAUGAAAAUGAAGAUAAUAAUUUAGAUAAUCAAGAAACUCUUGAACAUGUUAUAAACGAUGAAACUUCCGAAAAUCUAGCAAGCAAAUCGUGUAAUGUAAAUGAAGACAAUUUUAAAGAUAACCAUUGUGAUGAUACAUCAUCCAAUAAACACCAUUCUUUUGAAACGUUAAGAAAUGAUUCUAAUCCCAUUCCUGAUGAUGGUUUUAAUCAUCAUACUGUGAUUGAAUCAGAUCAGGUAGAAGUAGAUAUUAAUCAAUCAACUCCAUUUAUGUUUGGGGAAUCAUUUUUUGGCCAACAAGAAAUUCCUGAUAAUAAACCAGUACUUUUAUUUGGUCAUGUAUAUUCUUUUGAAAAUGAUCAGUCAAAUAUAAAUGCACAAUCCAAUAAUCUUGAUACCCAAGAGUUAGUUUUAGUUGACACUAAAGAAGAUAUUAGUAAUAAAGAACUAGAAAUUGAAGCUGAGGGUGAAAUUCAAGAUAUAUUGGAGCUAGAAUCAUUACCAGAAAGUAAUCCAGAUGAAAACAUUGAUAUACAAAAUAAUGCUACUAUUAAUGUACAAUCAGAACUUGAAGAAAAAAAUGAUAAAAUAUUGUGUGACAAUGACCAAAAUAACAUGUUAGAUAAUUCUAGUAUUCAAAAACCUAUUUAUUUUGGAAACAUCGAUUCUACACAAUUAUUUCCAAUCGAAGAUCAAACAAGUGUAAGUGUAGAUUUAUCAAAAAAGUCUCUUGAACUGGAAAAUGAAGAUUCAGUAAAUCAUGAAUCAUGUGAUGUACUUACUAUUAAACAAAGACAUCAAUCCUUAUCAAAUGAAUCAGAAGAACAAAUAAAUAAAACAGAAGGCAUUCUACCAAAUAAUGUCGAAACUUCUAUAAAUACUAUGGAAACUGAUAAAUCAUCCUAUAUCAUUGUGGCUGAAGAAAACACUUGUUCAUUACCCCAAAAAAAUGUUGAAACAACAACUCAAUCAGAGCAAAUAAUCAACAUUCAGAAUGAAGAACUUGAUUCUAAAUGUUCUACAUCAAUUGUGUCUUGUUCAUCGAACAUUGAACAGUUUGAUAAUUUCAAUGACAAUGAUCAACUAGUCAAAUCUAAAGAUAUUACACUUCAACAAGUUGAUACCAAUGUAUUAAUUUCUACAGAAGAAAAAUAUUCAGAUAAUGAAGUACAAAUAUCUGAAAUAUCUGAUCCUGUUUCGUUAGAACCAAAUAAAACGUUAGUGAAACUUUCAACAAAUGAUAAUCCUAUUGAUAUGAGUAUGAGUGAAAAAAUUGAACUACCUUAUGACAAAAGUGUAAUUGAAUUAGUGUCUACUGGCGUAACUGUUACGUCACAAUGCCCUGAUAUUUCUGGUAAUAUUCAAAAUACUGAGAAUGAAAAACUUGAAAAAUUAGAUAAAAGUCAUCAAAAAAACAGUCUGGAUAUUCCACAAGUUGAAAACUAUUUUUUGCGAUCAUCUUCAAGAAGAAGUAUAUCAAUAACUAAAGACUCUACACUGGAUAUUCCUUCCGAAGAAAGACAAAAGUUGACUCCCGGCAAAAUUAAUUUGUUAUCUGAUCCAAUUCAAAAUCAAAUAAUAAGGAAAGCAAAAUCAAUUUCAUCAGAAGAUACUAAAACAAUAACAACAAGAUCAAGAGCUAAAAGUGAACCUAAGCAAGUUGAAUUGGAAACUAUUUCUUCAAAUAUUUUCCGUAGUUCUGAUAUGGUUGAUGAUAAUAGAAGACAAGUAAGGGUGUCAUUAUCAAAAAAGAAAUCUAAAAGUCAAGAAAAUAUUACAUCGAUAAAACGCAGAAGUGGACGAUCAAAAUCUGUAGUUCCUAUCGAAGAAUCAAUAGCUACAAAUAGAAAAACUGUGUUUGGCUUAGAGGAAAUACCUGAAGAAGAUACUUCAAAUGCGGAAAAAAAUAUUUCAAAAACUGAACGUGUUACAUUAAAAAGAAAAUCAAAAUUCAAUUUCUUAACUAAUACAGCAAAAAAAAUAGAACAUGAUAAUUUAAAUGCAAAAUGUCAAGAAAAUACAAAACUAAGAACUCCGAGAAGAUCUAAAUCAGUUGAUCCAGACCCUGUUCUAACAUUUUCUGUUGUUAAAACAAAACCCAAACGAAGUUCAAGUGUAAAUAUAUUAAUUUCAAAUGAAGAAAUUCCUACUCAAAAAGAUGAUUUAAUUGGGGUUUUAAAAAAAGCAUUAAAAUCACCUAAAAAAAUAAGGAAACGCUCAGUUUCAGAGUCUCACGAGAGUAGAAAAAAACAAAAAACCUUAAAUCAAGUUGAGGAAGAAAAAAAAGAAGUUGCUGAAUCUGAAUGUAAUUCAGAUGAGUCUAAUCAAAAUAGUCACAAUUCUAAUUCCUCUAAUUCUUGUGAACAAUUAUCACCAAUAGCUGGAAAUAUUUCUCAGCAUAUGUUAUAUACUCCAGCAAAAAAACGUACUAAAAUACAUAUGGCUAACUUGAAUUCUGAAAAUGAAGAUUCUUCUUCAGAUGAAUCAACAGACUCCAAACGUAUUAUGACUAGAUCAAUGAUUCAGAAUUCUAGCAUAGUAGAAUUAGAUCCUAUUCAACAUACACUUAAGAGUGAAAUCAGACCAUUAGUUAAAUCAAAAGUACCUAUUAACAGACAAAGAAAAUUGUCUGUUGGUACCACUUCCAAAACUAAGAAAUCAGCUGCAUCUCUUUCUGAAAAGAAUGAGGUAUUGCCUAAACGCAAAACCAAAAAUAUAAAGGAAACAAUCGUCCAUGCUCCAAUAGAACCAUCAAUUGAACCACCUACUCCAGAAAGACGUAUGACACGUUUUCAACAAUCCAUAUUAGAAAAAUCAUUACAAUCCACGUCUAUUAUUGGACAAGAUACGACAACUAAUAACAGCCCUGCGUCAAAACCAGAAAAGAAAAAAAAUAUUAAAAAAAAAAAUUUUAAAAAAUCUAAUAAUUAACAUUAAUUUAAAGUUAAGAUCAAUGUUAAUAGGAAUAUAUUUUUAUUUGUUAAUAAUAAUUAAGCCUAUAAAUUACCUAUUGUAUGUUAUUAUACAUAAACAUGUUGAAAUUUAAAAAAUAGAUUUUCAUCUUAGCUUAGCUGGGCCUUGUAAGAUUAAUAAAAAAUGUAAUGUUAAAAAUUAAACAAACUGUAUAAUUUCAAAAUUUGACUUUGAAUUUUAUUAUUAUAUUUGUAUUUAUAUUUGUGUAUAUUUGAUAUUAAAAUAAAUACAUUUUUUUUAGUUCCACAACCUAUAA
This is a messenger RNA of Aphis gossypii (cotton aphid), 9167 nucleotides long. Its product is annotated as protein ELYS-like. The record is from RefSeq and is a predicted model, not a curated record. Gene Ontology annotation, molecular function: protein binding. The coding region runs from base 299 to 8869 and encodes 2856 amino acids. NCBI's taxonomy places the organism in Eukaryota, Metazoa, Arthropoda, Insecta, Hemiptera, Aphididae. The transcript is spliced from 24 exons.